CCUUCACCUACCUGAAAAUUCACACCAAAGACUCACAAAAAGAGACCCAUAAGGCACCAAGACGACAAUGAUGAAGUUCCAAACCAUCCUCUUUCUCGCAGCCAGCGCUUUCGCCGCACCUACACCGGAAGCAGUUGCUGAGCCUGCGCCUGCCGAUAUUGGCGCUAUAACCAAGGCCCAGCGUCUCUUGUGUUCCGGUCUCUGGACUGGAAACGACCUGAGCUUCGGAGACCUCAAGUGGGCCAUGGAGAACCGCAGAGACGAGCUGCAGCUCAAGGCCGGAUGGUGGAAUGAGGUCAACACCGCCUGCAGAUCGACAGAUGGCAGGGACAUUGCGCAGAAUGGUAUCUGGAUCACUUACAACCACGCACGAAGCAGCCAGGCGAAGACGACUCUGAAGUUCAAUGGUGCAGUCGUCUGUUCGCCGCAGAGCAGCUGGAGACUCAAGUGCGACAAGGCAUGAAGUCGGCGAAUAUCCACGAGGGAAGAGAUGGUUGGUGGAGAGUGCUCUGAAAGCUCUCAAAUAAUAUUCCUAGCGAUGCCUUUACAACAACGAGGCAGCAUCUGAACAAUUACA
This is a messenger RNA of Colletotrichum acutatum, 577 nucleotides long. RefSeq lists its product as uncharacterized. The coding region runs from base 68 to 463 and encodes 131 amino acids. Lineage: Eukaryota; Fungi; Ascomycota; Sordariomycetes; Glomerellales; Glomerellaceae. The record is from RefSeq and is a predicted model, not a curated record. The transcript has a single exon.